Cornus florida is the source of this 1865-nucleotide messenger RNA. Its product is annotated as cytochrome P450 93A3-like. Lineage: Eukaryota; Viridiplantae; Streptophyta; Magnoliopsida; Cornales; Cornaceae. Gene Ontology annotation, molecular function: heme binding; iron ion binding; oxidoreductase activity, acting on paired donors, with incorporation or reduction of molecular oxygen, NAD(P)H as one donor, and incorporation of one atom of oxygen. The record is from RefSeq and is a predicted model, not a curated record. Gene Ontology annotation, cellular component: membrane. The coding region runs from base 34 to 1587 and encodes 517 amino acids. The transcript has 2 exons.
UAGUACUUCUUUGUUUCUCCUGCAACUUCAUCCAUGGCUGAUUUCCAAGGCUUCAUCAUUCUCUUCCUCGUAUGGCUCACCUCCACCAUCUUUCUCCGAUAUCUCUUCAAACUCCGAGCCAAGUCCCACCUCCCGCCAAGCCCACUAGCCCUGCCGAUCAUCGGCCACCUCCACCUACUAGCUCCGAUACCUCACCAGGCUCUACACAAGCUCUCAGCCCGCUACGGCCCAUUGAUACACAUCUUCCUCGGCUCUGUCCCUUCUGUGGUCGCCUCCUCCCCGGAAAUGGCCAAAGAGUUCCUCAAAACUCAUGAAGCUUCCUUCUCCAACCGUCCUCAAAUCGCCGCUGUGGAUUACCUAACUUAUGGAUCACAAGAUUUCUCAUUUGCACCCUAUGGACCCUAUUGGAAGUUCAUGAAAAAACUAUGCAUGUCUCAACUCUUAGGUGGUCGAACGCUAGACCUUCUCUCUCCGGUUAGACGAGAUGAGUUGACACAUUUCAUGAAGCUAAUGUUAAAGAAGGCGAAAGCCGGUGAGGCAGUUGAUGUUGGGGGAGAGCUCAUAAGGGUGACAAACAAUGUGAUAUCAAGAAUGGUUAUGAGAGAGAGGUGUUCAGAGAAGGAACAUGAAGCCGGGGAGGUGAGGAAGUUGAUUCAUGAGAUAGCCGAGCUCACAGGGAAGUUCAAUCUUUCUGAUUUUAUUUGGUUCUGCAAGAACUUGGAUUUGCAGGGAUUUGGGAAGAGAGUGAAGGAUAUUCGUGACCGGUUCGAUGGGAUGAUGGAGAGGAUCAUAGGGGAGCAUGAAGAGGCAAGGAGGAGUAGGAAAGAGAGUGUUGAAGGAGCUGGUGAUGCUGUGAAGGAUGUACUUGAUCUUUUACUGGAUAUAUUAGAAGAUGAGAACUCAGAGAUGAAACUGACGAGAGAGAACAUUAAGGCCUUCAUUCUGGACAUAUUUGCUGCUGGAACCGACACAUCGGCCAUUACAACGGAAUGGGGACUAGCAGAGCUGAUCAACCAUCCCAAUGUUAUGGAGAAAGCAAUACAGGAGAUUGAUUGUGUGGUUGGAAAGAGCAGACUAGUCGAAGAAUCAGAUAUACCAAACCUUCCUUACCUCCAAGCCAUAGUUAAAGAAACACUAAGGCUUCACCCCACAGGCCCAUUGAUUGUUAGAGAGUCAAGUGAAGAUUGCACUAUUGGGGACUAUAAAAUACCAGCGAAGACUAGACUGUUUGUCAAUGUUUGGGCACUAGGCAGAGACCCGAAUCACUGGGAAAACCCACUUGAGUUUCACCCAGAAAGGUUUGUUGAUGAUCAAGAGGGAAGUGGGAAGAACCAGUUGGAUGUCAGGGGGCAGCAUUUUCAUUUGUUGCCGUUUGGGAGUGGCAGAAGAGGAUGCCCUGGGACUUCACUGGCGUUACAGGUAGUCCAAACAAGCCUUGCAACUAUGAUUCAAUGCUUUGAAUGGAAGGUUGGUGAUGGAGGGAAUGGUACAGUGGACAUGGAAGAGGGACCUGGGUUGACGCUUCCACGGGCACAUCCUCUGGUUUGUACACCAGUGGCUAGACUCAAUCCAUUUCCAUCAAUGUAACCUAUAACGCAGUAUCAAACAUUAAGAAAAUGACCAAAGAACAAAAAAGGAACUACCUUUCUUUAUUUCCAUUAAGAUGGAGCUGGGAAAGAAAAAAUGAAAGAGAGAGAAGAAAAGAAAAAGUAAGGAACAAGUUUGGUAUGUUUGUGUGCUAUGAUAGUAAAACAGUGUCAUUUUACAAACACCCACUCUGUUUCAUGCCUCUGGGCUCUUGUUUAAUGAUUGACCGCGUGCCACAGUUGACAGUCCAGGUCGACUCAAAGUCAAGGGCGUGUUCU